AUGGAACAGAUAGUUGUAAAAACUGAAGUGCAACCAAAUGGAGAUAUAUUAUUGUUUUAUGUAGAUGAAAAUCGAAGUCAUGGGGAGGGCGAGCUUACAAAACUUGAAAAUAUGACACAAGAUAUAGCAGUGGAGCUACAGGAAAGUGAUUUAGUACUCAAUAAUGUUGAAGAAACUAUUGAUAAAUAUGACUUUGUGCAAUGUGUUGAUCAACUUAGUAAAGAGAGUUGGUUAGAUGAGGAAAUACAAAAGCUGCUUGUUUUCUAUAUUGAUAAUAAGGAAAGUUUUAUAAACAAUAGCACAGCACAGCCACAAUUGUGGGCAGUCGCAUGUAAAACUACACUAGAGGCUAAAAAUCCAUCAUUGUGUGAAAUUAUGUUUCAAAAUCUAAAACAGAAAUAUUCAGAAAUAUGCAUGGAGCAGCAAAAAGGUGAAGUUACAAAUUGGCCUUUCUUUGAUCUGUGUCGUCAAGCUUUUCAUGAUGAUAGAGAGUUGAUAAUAAAUGAAAACAUUCAACAGGACCAGAGUGAAAACAUGCCUAUAAAUCCGAAACCAAAUGAAGAAGGUAUUUUGGUCAUGAAAAAACUCAAUAGUGUACGAACAAGCAGUGAUGGAAAGGUGGAACAGAUGUUGAAUAUGUAUUUAAAAUAUAAGAAAAAUCCUAAAAAUUACCACUCACAUAGAGGUGUAUGGGAGGCUAUAGCUUUAGAGUUAGGUGUAGAGGAUGCUGAUUAUUGGCAUAGACGUUUUCUCAACUUCAAACAACAUUACAUAAGGAUGGUUUGUAAACGUAAUGAAACUGGACCAGAGAAAAUAAAUUGGCCAUACAUGAAAUUAUUUGACGAAAUAUUUGAUGGCGAUGAGGAUUUUCAGCGGAAAUUUUCUUAUAGAUCAAACUUGGAGCAGAUUGACAACAUUAUUGCUGUAUCUAAUGAAGAAGGUGAAAAUAAUUGGAACAAUACAGAGAAAACGGUAUUAGUGAAAUAUUAUUUUGAUUGUUUCUAUGAAUUUCAAGAUCCAACAAUACCUAAUAAUUUUCUAUGGCACGAAAUUGGCAGGUUAUUAGAUAAGCAACCUGAAAAUUGUAAGCAGAAGUAUAGGGAGAUGAAAAAAGAACAUUUUGAUAAUCUAAUGGAAGGUGGUUAUAAUCUACCCAAUAGAAUACCAAUAGCAAUUAUUUAUGAUAACAUAAUUGCACGGGAGACUGAAAUAGAAAUUAGCAAAACCCAAAAAAGAACUGAUUUAUUUGACUCUUGGAAUACAAAGGAAAUGGAUGAACUUGUUCAAUACUUCUAUGAUAAUGUAGAGAUGUUUAAAGAUUCAGCUUGUUACUAUGUUUGUUGGAAUAUAGUAGCAAAAAAAUUAGGACGAAAUAUUCAUACUUGUAAAAAGCAAUGGGAAGAAUUAACUAGACUUUACAAGUCGAUAUUGGAAGAUAAGAAAGAAAAUCCUGAUAUGCAAAUAGACUGGCGAUAUAUCGAUAUAUUUGACAGAAUAUUUGACUAUGGAAUGGAUACUAAUUUACUUGAAGGUUAUGAAAAUAUUAAGGUUCAUAAUGAAAACAUUGUCUCUGAUAAAGUUGGUGUGAAAAAAUUGCACAUUAAAGAUGAAGUCAAUGAUGAUGAUUCAGAUGAUGAAGAGAGCUAUGACGAAAGAGGCUUUACAAAACGCUCAAAACGUCGCACAGACGAAUCUAAAGAUUACAAAAUACUUGAAUACUAUCAGAAAAAUAAAGACAAGUUUACUGGCUCUUUACGAAAAAAGCUUUCUGUAUGGGAAACAUUGGCAAAGCAGCUACAUAUAACUGCGACUCAGUGCGCCCACCGUUUUAGAAAUAUAAAGCAAGUAUACAUGGGAUAUGUCCAGAAGGAGAUAAAUAAACCAGAAAUGCCAAUUCUUUGGCCCUAUUACGCACUUUGCAAAAAGGUCUUUGGGUAUAGGGCAAUAAAGUCAAAAUUAAAGAAUGGUAAAAGAGAUUCUGACGAUGAUGAAGAAUGGACGGCAAGAGAAAUCAAAUUGCUUAUUAAUUAUUUCUCCAACAAUUUUAAUGAUCUUUGUGACAGUAUAGAAGAUGUUAGGAAAUGGUCAGCAUUAGUUAGUGACAUUGGUAAAACAGCGACGGCUUGUAGUGAGAAGUUUUUGGAACUUCGUAAGUCCUAUAGAAAAUUAAAGACCAUGAAAUCAAGGAAUCCAGAAGUUAAAGUUUCAUGGAAAUACUUUAACAUGAUUGAUAAUAUUUACAUUACUAGAGAAGCAGAAAAGCAAAUGGAGGCGGAUGAAGGAAUGGAAACAGGUGGGAUUACUGAGCAAAUCGAUGUCGAUGGAAUCAAAACCGAAUUGCCGGAAGAUGAAGAUUUCGAGUACAUCAUAGUCAUACCGGAAGAUCAAGAGCUAUCAGGCAACAACAAUCUAGAAGUAAUGGGUGAAAGCACUACUGAUUCUAUUCAAAUAACAGAAGAAACUAUAGAAACAAAGUCUCAAAUUAAUAAAUGGAAUAAACGCUUAAAGAAGAAUCUCCUGGUACAGUACUUGAAAUACUUAAAGGCUAACAAAGGAAAAGAGAUAGAUUCAAGAGAAAUGUGGAAGGAAAUAUCGACGAAAUUGAACAAACUACCAUUAGCGUGCAGAAGAAUUUUACUUAAGCUAAAAAAUCAACACAAACUCUCUGCAUCUGAUGAGGAAUUUAAAAGAAAGUCUCCAUACUUUAACUUGAUGGAAAAGAUUUUGCGUUUAAAACCCAAGUUUGCAAAAAUCGCUGAGGGUAAAGCUUUACAAGAAAAGAAAUCAUACAAAGACGUCGCCAUGUCAGAUGAAAAGGUUGAACGAGCCUUGCAGUAUUAUUUGGAUAAUAUGGAAGAAUUUCUGAGUCCAAGAUUCGAAAAGAAAUACGUCUGGAUGGAGCUCGCAAUCCUUAUAAGCGAACCUGUGAAUAGAGUGUUUAAUAAAAUAAAUUAUUUAAAACAUCUAUGUAACAACGAAAACAGUAACACAAGUCAAAUUCCUUUUAGGGAAACGUUACAAUUAAUUAUAAAUAAAGAGAAUCUUCUUAAAGAUAUAAUGAUGUCAGAUGCAAAGCCUGUAGUUUCCAAUGAAGGCACUUUAGACGAGUUUUGGUCUGACGAUGAAAUUGAACAGCUGUUAUUAUGGUACUUGACCCACUUAGAUAAGUUUAAAAACCCUAAAUAUGUUCGCAGUUAUCUCUGGAUGGAAGCGUCGGAGAUUAUGAAAAAGAGUCCAUUGACAUGCUCAAAGAAAAUGUCGGAAAUAAGAACUCAGUAUAGGACUAUGGUCAGGGAGGCGCUAGAAGAGCUAAACGACUGGAGAUUCUAUAGUUUAUGUCAGAAAAUCUAUGGCACUGGGAAAAAGAACCCAGUUAAUAACAAUUAA
This is a messenger RNA of Parnassius apollo (apollo), 3387 nucleotides long. NCBI's taxonomy places the organism in Eukaryota, Metazoa, Arthropoda, Insecta, Lepidoptera, Papilionidae. The record is from the annotation of a GenBank genome assembly.